CCCCUUUUUGUGUGUGUCUGUGCAUUUUUGCGAUUGCGAACGAGGGGCCUCGACCGAGAGGCCUCCGCCCUGCGCCCCCCGACCCCCGGAACCAUGAGCGUGAGACCCCCCCAGACGAUAGACAGAUCAGCCGGUAAAAAGCACGGCCACCUGUCCGGCCCCAUUGCCACCUGGUUGAGCAGCCCGUCUUCCCUCGGCGAGCCGGCCAGCCCCGACGGCGGGACCCCCGCCCCGCAGCGUCCGCCGGCCGACCCUUCCGAGAGCCCGGGCGAGCGGCCCUCCCCUCCUCCGCCCUCCCCGGGGAGCGGCGGGGGGCCGCUGACCGGGUCCGCGUCCCCGGGGCUGGUCCAGCGCUGCGUCGUCGUCCAGCGGGACCAGCACGGCUUCGGCUUCACGGUCAGCGGAGACCGCGUCGUCCUGGUGCAGUCGGUCCGGCCCGGAGGGGCGGCCUUGAAAGCCGGUGUGAAGGAGGGAGACAGAAUCAUCAAAGUGAACGGCACCAUGGUGACCAACAGUUCGCACGUGGAUGUGGUGAAGCUCAUCAAAUCGGGCGCCUACGUGGCCCUGACCCUCCUGGGGUCCUCGCCCGCCUCGGGGGGCUUCUCCGGCCUCCAGCGGGACCCGGGCCCGCCGCCGGCCCCCCGCUCCCCGCCCGCGGAGUCCCCGCCGCCCCCGCCGCCCGGGCCGCCGCCGGAGCGCAUCACGGGACCCAGGCCGCUGCAGGACUCGGAGGUCCAGAAGCACGCCGCGCAGAUCCUGCUCAACAUGCUGAGGCAGGAGGAGCGGGAGCUCCAGCGGUACUGCGAGGAGUACAGCCACCGGCCGGACAGGCUGCUGGAGGAGCAGAUCGAGGGCGCCCGGCGCAGGGUCUGCCAGCUGCAGCUGAAGAUCCGGCAGGAGACGGGCGGCGUGAGGGAGGCGUGGCGGUCCCCCGGCGAUGGAAACCGUGUCCGCCACAGGUCAUCGGAGGGCUGCCACUCGCUGGAUUCGCAGGACGGGGACAGCGGCCCGGAGUGCGGGCCGGAGCGCCUCCCCUCCGGGAGCGAGUCGCUGCCGAGUGGGAAGUCGGUGUUCCCGGACCCCGGGCCCGACGGCCCGCACACCUCGCCCGUCGUGGCGUCCCGGGGGGCCCGGCGGCACCGGCGCCGGGGUUCGGAACCCCUCCCCGGACCCGCCUCCGAGCAGGGCUCCGAUCGCGGCCCGAAACCCUUGAUCAUCGGCCCGGAAGAAGAUUACGACCCGGGUUAUUUCAACGACGAGUGUGACGCCCUGUUCCAGGACCUGGAGAAGCUCAAAGCCCGGCCUGCCCACCUGGGCAUCUUCCUGCGGUAUAUCUUCACCCAGGCCGACCCCAACCCCCUGCUCUUCUACCUGUGCGCCGAGGUUUUCCAACAGACCGGCCCCAAGGACUCCCGGAAUCUGGGCAAGACCAUCUGGAGCGUUUUCCUGGAAAAGGCCGCGCCCCUCAGAGUGUACGUCCCCGACGCGCUACUGGACGAUUUCGACCUGCGCCUGAGGAACAACGAGGAUGUGAGAGUCGCCAUGUCGGAGGCGCAGGCCGCCGCGUUGCCGGACAUUCAGGAGCAGAUCCAGGACUACAGGCGGAAGCGCACCAUGGGGCUGGGCAGCCUGUACGGGGAGAACGACCUGCCGGACCUGGACGGGGACCCGCUGCGGGAGCGAGAGCUGGCCGAGAAGCAGCUCGUGGCCCUCGGGGACCUCGUGUCCCGCUACGAGGAAGACAAGAGCACCGCCAUGGAGUUCGCGCUGAACACGUACGCCACCCACGCCGGCCUCCGCGGGAAGGAGGCCCGGUCCUGCGGCCCGGCCGACAAGACCCCGAGCGCCCCGGACAAAGACAAGUGGCUCCCGUUCUUCCCCAAAACCAAGAAGAGCGCCAACUCCAAGAAGGAGAGAGACGCGCUCGAGGACCGGAAGCGCAAUCCCAUCCUCAAGUACAUCGGGAAACCCAAGGGGUCCUCACAGAGCACAUUUCAUGUCCCCCUGUCCCCCGUGGAAGUCAAACCCGGGAACGUGCGGACCAUGAUCCAACACUUCGAGAACAGCCAGAACUACGGCGCCCCGGCGGCGGCGGGGCCUCCCGGCCAGCGGUUGUCUACUGGCAGCUUCCCUGAAGAACUGCUGCCCGGAGACAGCUGCCGCUCGGAGGUGAAGCUGGGCCGCUCGGAGAGCCUGAAGGGGCGGGAGGAGCUGAAGAGGUCACGCAAGGCGGAGAACGUCCCCCGCUCCCGCAGCGACGUGGACAUGGACGCCGCCGCCGAGGCCGCCCGCCUCCACCAGUCCACGUCCUCCUCGGCCUCCAGCCUGUCCACCAGGUCCUUGGAGAACCCCACUCCACCCUACACCCCCAAAAUGGGCCGCAGGAGCAUUGAGUCCCCGAGCCUGAGCUUUCCCGGGGAGCCCCUGCUUCCCCACCUCCGGGAGGACGACCUGGGCCGGCUGUCGGACCUGGAGCCCGAGCUGGAAGCCCAGAACUGGCAGCACACGGUCGGCCGGGACGUGGUGGCCGGCCUGAGCCAGCGAGAGAUCGAACGGCAGGAAGUGAUCAACGAACUGUUCGUCACGGAGGCGUCUCACUUGCGCACGCUCCGGGUGCUGGACAUCGUCUUCUACCAGCCCAUGCGGAGGGACAACCUGCUGGCCCCCCAAGAGCUCAACUGCCUCUUCCCCAACCUCCCCGACAUCAUCGACAUCCACAACUCCUGGUGCGAGGCCAUGAAGAAGCUGCGGGAGAGCGGGCCCGUGGUCAAGGAAGUGGGCGACCUCAUGCUGACGAGGUUCGACGGCGAGGGCCGGGAGGAGCUCCAGGAAGCGGCCGCCCAGUUCUGCUCGCAGCAGUCCAUCGCGCUGGAGAUCAUCAGGGUCAAGCAGCGCAAGGAGAGCCGCUUCCAGCUUUUCAUGCAGGAGGCGGAGAGUCUCCCCCAGUGCCGCCGGCUACAGCUGCGGGACCUGAUCGUGGCCGAGAUGCAGCGCCUGACCAAAUACCCGCUCCUCCUGGACAGCAUUCUCAAGCACACGGACGACGACGUGCCGGAGCGGGAGAAGCUGGGCCGGGCGCGGGAUCAAUGCCGGGAGAUCCUGCGGUUCGUGAACGAAGCCCUGAAGCAGGCGGAGAACCGCCACCGGCUCGAGGGCUACCAGAGGCGCCUGGACGCCACCUCGCUGGAGCGGGCCAGCAAUCCCCUGGCCGCCGAGUUCAAGAGCCUGGACCUCACGUCCCGGACGAUGAUCCACGAGGGCCCGCUGGCCUGGAGGAUCAGCAAGGACAAGACCGUGGACGUGCUCGUGGUGUUGCUGGAAGAUCUGCUGGUGCUCCUGCAGCGCCAGCAGGACGAGAAGCUGCUGCUCAAGGUCCACAGCAAGUCGGCCCCGGGCUCGUCCGACAGCAGCAAGCAGAGUUUCGUCCCCGUGCUCAAGCUCAACGCCGUGCUGGUCCGCUCCGUGGCCACAGACAAGCGAGCCUUCUUCAUCAUCUGCACGUCGGAGCUGGGGCCCCCGCAGAUCUACGAGCUGGUGGCCCAGACGUCCCUCGAGAGGAACACGUGGAUGGAGCUGCUGGAGGCGACGGUGCAGAGGGCCACGAGGAACCCCGGCCCCCACUCGGCCGCCGCCGACCCCCCGAAGCCGGGGAGCCCGCGGGAGCCGGCCGCCCGGCGCCCGCUGCCCGACAGCCCGGGACGGCCGGACGGGGACCCGACCCCCGGCGUCGGCCCCGGGGACGCCGCCCCAGGUCCCGGGGCGCCCUGGCGGACAGAGGGCCUGGAGAAGACGGAAGUGGGGACAGAGGCGGAGGGGGAGGGGUCCGCGGGAGCGGCGGCGGAGGAAGAGGAAGCGGCGGCCGGAGCCCGGCCGGGCCCGGGGGCCGCCGCGGUCGCCCUGGAGGGCGGCGGCGGCGGCGGCCUCCGCCUGCCUCCGCCGGAGCCUCUGUUCCCCGAAGGACUGGCCGACUCGGCCCUGGAGGAUGUGGAGAGCCUGCGCCACCUGAUCCUGCUGACCCUGCUGGCCGGGCCGGGGACGGAGCCGACGUCCGACGGAGCCGAGGACCCCCCGACGCCGCCCCGCCGAGGACACGCCGCCUCCCCGCGGGGCGGCCCGGCCGACCGCAGGGGCGGGGAGGAGGAGAAGGGGGCCGGGGGUCCGGGCCGGGGAUCCCUGACCUCCCUGGGGCAACUCCCGCCGCGGACCAGGAACUCGGGCAUCUGGGAGUCGCCGGAACUGGACGGGGAGCUGGACGGAGGAGACGGGCCGGCCGGAGCGGCGGGCCCGCCCGACCCCAGCCCGGGGGGCUACAAGGUGGUCAGGAGAGCCCCGCACGGCGCAGCCGCGGUGGCGGGCGGUAGCGCCGUCCACCGGGGUCCAGCGAGCGUCCCGUCGGAGGCCGAGCCGCGGGGAGCCGGAGGCGGGGUGCAGGCCGCGGGGAACUGUUUCUACAUCAGCGUGCCGCCCGGACGCCGCGACCUGAACGCGGGGGCCCUGGGGCCCGGGACCCCCGAGGUGGGGACCCCCCGGCGAGCGGACGGCUGGCACCUGGAGCUGGGGCCCCCGGCCGGCCGGGUCACGGGCGCCGUCCAGCGGGGCAUCGACCCCAUCUUCCACACCAUCCAACAGCUCACCCUCAAGCUCCACCGGCUUAAGGAGCUGGAGAUGGCCCACCACGAGCUCCUGAGGUCCCUGGGGGCCGAAUCGUCGGGGGGCACCACGCCCGUGGGCGGCCCGGACCCGGAGCCGGCCGGUUGGGCGGACCGGACCCCCGGCCCCCCGGCCCGGGACCCCGGCCCGGACCCCCCGCCCGGGACCGGCCGCCGGCCGCAGCCGAGCCCCGAGGACGGCCCCGCCGGCCCUCGGCGGGAGAGGUCCGAGGACGCCGGGGGUCCCCCGGGUCCCUAG
Molecule: messenger RNA, 4908 nt
Organism: Ornithorhynchus anatinus (platypus)
Lineage: Eukaryota; Metazoa; Chordata; Mammalia; Monotremata; Ornithorhynchidae
Gene: ARHGEF11
Product: Rho guanine nucleotide exchange factor 11
Exons: 42
Coding region: 94-4908 (1604 amino acids)
Biological process (GO): G protein-coupled receptor signaling pathway
Cellular component (GO): cytoplasm
Molecular function (GO): guanyl-nucleotide exchange factor activity; G protein-coupled receptor binding
Source: RefSeq, a predicted model, not a curated record